Messenger RNA from Alligator sinensis (Chinese alligator), 798 nucleotides. Its product is annotated as ovomucoid-like. NCBI's taxonomy places the organism in Eukaryota, Metazoa, Chordata, Crocodylia, Alligatoridae. Bases 1 to 798 code for a protein of 265 amino acids. The record is from RefSeq and is a predicted model, not a curated record. Gene Ontology annotation, molecular function: serine-type endopeptidase inhibitor activity; protein binding. The transcript has 10 exons.
AUGAAGAAAACCCGGGGUUUUGUGCUCGUCUUCCUAGCAUUUGGCUGCUUCUCAGAUGUUGCCUCUGGGGUUGAGCUCGAUUGCAGCGAGUACCCCAAAGACACCACCCCCGAGGGCAAAGAGGUGAUGUUCUGCACGAAGAUCUACAGCCCGGUGUGCGGCACGGACAACAAAACCUACUCCAACGACUGCAUGCUGUGCGCCCACAACCUAGAGCAUGGGACUUACGUUAAAAUAAAACACAAAGGAGCAUGCAGAAAGCUCGAUUGCAGCACGUACCCCAAAGGCACCACCCCCGAGGGCAAAGAGGUGAUAGCCUGCCUGAAGAUCUACAGCCCGGUGUGCGGCACGGACAACAAAACCUACUCCAACGACUGCAUGCUGUGCGCCCACAACCUAGAGCACGGCACUAACAUUGGCAUCCGACACAAAGGAGAAUGCGGAAAGCUUGUCUGCAGUAAAUACACAAAAGUAUCCAUGCGCGGUGUCCAAAGCUUGGCCUGCACACCGAACUACAAACCGGUCUGUGGCUCCAACAACGUCACGUAUGCCAGCGAAUGCAUGCUGUGCGCCUACAACGUGGAACAUGGAGCCAACAUCACCCUGCAGCACCAGGGGCCGUGCAAGAAGAAACCAGAACUGGUUGACUGCCGUGACUCUGCGGGACCGGUCUGCACCAUGGAGUACAUGCCCAUCUGCGGCUCUGAUGGCAAGACAUACGGCAACAAGUGCACCUUUUGUAACGCAGUCGCGCAAAGCAAGAAGACUCUCACCUUCGUCCGCUAUGGAGUAUGUUGA